Dufourea novaeangliae is the source of this 1799-nucleotide messenger RNA. Its product is annotated as ribosomal protein S6 kinase beta-1-like. The record is from RefSeq and is a predicted model, not a curated record. The coding region runs from base 172 to 1542 and encodes 456 amino acids. The transcript has 12 exons. Lineage: Eukaryota; Metazoa; Arthropoda; Insecta; Hymenoptera; Halictidae. Gene Ontology annotation, molecular function: ATP binding; protein serine/threonine kinase activity. Gene Ontology annotation, biological process: protein phosphorylation; signal transduction.
GCGAGGGUGUUUGGUAUGCCCUGGGACGGGGCAGCUUGUUCGUGGUAAUUCUCAAGGUUUUGACCGUGUAACAAUAUUGUCGUAGUCGUCGUAGUCAAUCGUUGGUGAAGAAAUAGUUCGGCAUUAGAUCGGCCACGAGAUCACCUCGGUCCUCAGCUAACAGAGCGUAGAAUGGCCGCGGUUUUUGAUAUCGAGUUGCACGAUGCAGACACGGUGAAUAGAGACGAGUCGGACGACGAUAUUAUCGAGAUCGGCGAGGAAGAGUACGACGCGAACCCGAACGUGAACGAGAUCACUGAAUCGGAAGGUGUCGAAACAGUGCCCAUAUCCGAGCAGGAUGUAAAUCGAGGAAGGGAAAGGGCUGGUCCCGAGGAUUUCGAGCUCUGCAAAGUUAUUGGGAAGGGUGGUUAUGGCAAGGUCUUUCAAGUGCGUAAAAUAACGGGUAAUGACAGUGGGACGAUCUUCGCGAUGAAGGUCUUACGUAAAGCUUCAAUUAUAAGGAAUCAAAAAGAUACUGCACAUACUAAAGCUGAAAGGAACAUCUUGGAAGCUGUAAAGCAUCCUUUCAUCGUAGACCUUAUGUAUGCUUUUCAAACUGGUGGCAAAUUAUAUUUGAUCUUGGAAUAUAUGUGUGGUGGUGAAUUGUUUCGACAUUUAAAUGAUGAAGGCAUUUUCCUUGAAGAAACUGCUUGUUUCUACUUGUCGGAAAUAAUAUUGGCCCUCCAACAUCUGCAUUUACAAGGAAUUAUUUAUAGAGAUCUGAAGCCGGAAAAUAUUCUAUUAGAUGCAGAAGGACAUAUAAAGUUAACAGAUUUUGGUUUGUGCAAAGAGCACAUACAAGAUGAUACUGUUACACAUACAUUCUGUGGUACUAUAGAAUACAUGGCUCCAGAAAUUUUAACAAGAAGUGGCCAUGGUAAAGCAGUAGAUUGGUGGAGCCUUGGAACUUUAAUGUACGAUAUGCUUACAGGAUCACCACCAUUCACGUCUGACAAUCGAAAGAAAACUAUUGGAAAGAUUCUGUGUGGAAAGUUGAAUCUUCCACAGUAUUUGACGCCCGAUUCCAGGGAUCUCAUUCGGAAGCUACUAAAGAGGCAAGUCGCUCAGAGAUUGGGAUCCGGUCCGUCGGACGCGGAACAAAUAAAAGGUCACCAAUUUUUCAAGCAUAUCAAUUGGACCGACGUCAUUUCCCGAAAGUUGGAACCGCCUUUUAGACCAACACUAACCAGCGAGGAUGAUGUGUCACAGUUUGACAAAAAGUUCACAACAUCCGCGCCAAUAGACUCUCCAGCGGAGUACACAUUAAGUGAAUCAGCGAACAGAGUAUUUCAAGGAUUUACAUACGUGGCACCCAGCAUACUAGAGGACAUGUACUCACAGCCUCGCGUCAUAAAUGCUAGAAGUCCACGUAGAGGCAAUAUGCGCGGUUUUUCACCGCGGACGACGCACUUUCAUUUACAUAACACACACGUACAAAAUCAUAGACACAAUGGAGUUGGACAUGCCAAUAUGGAAGACACGGAGAUGAUCGAGAUAGGCUAACUGCCAUUUGUUUUAUAGUGGAAAAUGGUUAGCAUUUCGGCCUAACUGCUGGAUAUCCAUGACCAAAUCCUUGUGUCUCAGGGAGGGAUUUUAUAAAGAUAUAGAUGGAGUAGCAAAAGGAUAGGUCGAAUAUCCGGUACUUCAUUGGAUAUUCAGCAGUUAAAAUUUAGCUAAUUUUUUUUUUAAAUCAAAUUUAAAUAUAACAAAGGUACUAACUAAGAGUAUGCUUUAAGAACAGCGACGCAGCAGUUAUUUGG